Staurois parvus is the source of this 777-nucleotide messenger RNA. The record is from the annotation of a GenBank genome assembly. NCBI's taxonomy places the organism in Eukaryota, Metazoa, Chordata, Amphibia, Anura, Ranidae.
GACCCCCAGGCGGAGCGGCGGGUGCCGGACCCCCAGGCGGAGCGACAGGUCUCGGGCCCUCAGGCGACAGCGGCGGGCGCCGGACCCCCAGGCGGCGGAGCGACAGGUCAUGGGCCCUCAGGCGGAGCGGCGGGCGCCGAACCCCCAGGCGGAGCGACAGGUCUCGGGCCCUCAGGCGGAGCGGCGGGCGCCGGACCCCCAGGCGGAGCGACGGGUCUCGGGCCCUCAGGCGGAGCGACGGGUCUCGGGCCCCCAGGCGGGGCGGCGGGUGCCGGACCCCCAGGCGGAGCGACAGGUCUCGGGCCCCCAGGCGAAGCGGCGGGCACCGAGUCACCAGGCACGACAGUGGGCUCCGAGUCAAUUGGCAUGACCGCUGGCACUGGGUCAGACAUUGGAUCGUCUGACUGGACAGCGGGCAUCGGGUCACCAGGCAUCAGGUCAUUUGGCUCGACAGCGGGCACCGCGUCAUCUGGCAAGGCAGUGGGCUCUGAGUCAACAGGCACGACAGCGGGCACUGGGUCAUCAGGUACCGGAUUGUCUGGCUCGACAGCGGGCAUCGGGUCACCAGGCAUCAGGUCAUUUGGCUUGCCAGCGGGCACCGCGUCAUCUGGCAAGGCAGUGGGCACCGGGUCACCAGGCAUUGGAUCGUCUGGCUCGACAGCGGGCAUCGGGUCACCAGGUAUGACAGCGGGCACUGGGUCACCAGGCAUCAGGUCAUUUGGCUCGCCAGUGGGCACGCGUCAUCUGGCAAGGCAUGUGGGCACCGAGUCACCAGGU